Messenger RNA from Zootermopsis nevadensis, 1228 nucleotides. RefSeq names its product U1 small nuclear ribonucleoprotein A snf (gene snf). The record is from RefSeq and is a predicted model, not a curated record. Gene Ontology annotation, molecular function: RNA binding. NCBI's taxonomy places the organism in Eukaryota, Metazoa, Arthropoda, Insecta, Blattodea, Termopsidae.
UGUAGCGCAUGAAGGAACUAAUGUAAAUUUGGUUGCUGCUAACGUGUGUAAUUUAUGUGUAAAGUAAAGAUUUUAAUAGCACAUAUCAGCAACUUACUCACUCAUAACCUGAUUCUAACCUAUCACAGGAAGUGCAGUGGGUGUAACUAUGAUGGAUAUACGCCCAAACCAUACAAUAUAUGUUAAUAAUCUCAAUGAGAAAAUAAAAAAAGAAGAGCUCAAGAAAUCUUUGUAUGCCAUCUUCUCACAGUUUGGUGAAAUUUUGGAUAUUGUGGCUUUGAAGACACUGAAAAUGAGGGGCCAAGCAUUUGUAAUAUUUAAGGAAAUUGGCAGUGCCACAAAUGCCUUGCGUUCUAUGCAAGGGUUCCCAUUUUAUGAUAAACCAAUGAGGAUUCAGUAUUCAAAGUCUGAUUCAGAUGUAAUUGCCAAGAUGAAAGGAACCUUCUCUGAACGUCCAAAGAAGGUGAAGAGAGUGCCGCCAACCAUUGAAGAAGCCUCUGUUGAUACAAAGAAGGCAAAAAGAAAGGCUGCCAAAGAACAGGCUCGUCUGAAUCUUGGAGGAACCACGCCGUUGGUACAACAGGUGACACAUGUUGGUGGUUAUGGACAAGCCUCACCUAUGCAGCAAGGCACGCCACAUGUAUCUACAACUGUUCCUGAACAGCCACCAAACCAGAUUCUUUUCCUCACAAACCUACCGGAUGAGACAAACGAAAUGAUGCUGUCAAUGUUGUUCAAUCAGUUUCCUGGGUUCAAGGAAGUUAGAUUGGUGCCAAAUCGUCAUGAUAUUGCAUUUGUCGAAUUUGAGAAUGAACUCCAGUCUGGUGCAGCUAAAGAUGCACUUCAGGGUUUCAAGAUUACGCCUUCCCAUGCAAUGAAAAUAUCAUUUGCCAAGAAGUGAAGUGUGUGUAUUCUAUUGUCCUUUCAAAGAACUACGUAUUACUCAGAAUACAGUGACACCAUAAUUUUAUGUUAUAUAGGGACAACAGCUUGGAACUCAAGUGGAAGGAAAACCUUAAAUGGAUGAAAUUCAGAAUUGAGCACAUUGAUCUGGGACUACAGAAAUUGAGCCCUAAAUUAGGGACUUACAUUGACUUUUCAAUGUGUUUGCUAUAUAGUACAUAAUACUAUGUGUAUCCAAUUUCUUUGUGUGUUAACCAGUAUAGUAGAUCAGGUUAUUUUAUAUAAAUUACUGUUUUGAAAGUAUUAAAUAAUUCUGUCACUUGUA